AUGGCAUUGCUAGCAGCUCAACGCACCUUGCUCACCCUCUUCACCGCUAUCGUACUUUCACCGUCUCUCACCUUAGCAACAUCCACAGCUUGCCAAUUCACUUUUCGCGACGGAGACAAGCUUUACAAUUAUACCCUCUCCUCUCCCAUUCGCAACUUCCCUCACGGCAUCCUCAGCGAAGACGGGUUUUACAAAGUGUCAGUGAAUCAGACCACCAUUUGGUUUCAGCUUUGCGAUGGAAUGAUUUUCAAUCACGAUCCUCCAAUAUGUGCUGACUGCUGGGACUGUGGAGGGCCAACACGUUGUGGGAUGGAGUGCAGUGCACUUGUGUCAAAUUACAUUGGAGGUUAUCAUGUAUGCUCAGCCAUAGGACGUGGCCCGAAAAUUGACAUUGAUGUUAUAGAUAAGAAAAAUCCCCAUACUGGUAUUAUUGUGAAAAUGUCAAGCGGCGGCCUUAAGUACAACUGUUCUCUGUCUGUGUCUGUGCUUUGCAAUCUAAAUGGAGUACAGGGACCUCAAACCCUGGAGAGAUCAGGGGAUUGUAAUUAUGCUACAGAGCUAAAGCAUCCAUCUGGUUGUGCUUUGAUUGUAAAUGUCCACGGGAGUGGGUGGGGGUGGUUUGGCACUUUACUUAUUAUUCUUCUGUGCCUUUUUGCUGUGUACCUACUGGCUGGUAUAGUUUAUCGAUAUUUCAUCCUCAAGAUUCGCGGUAUAGAAGUCAUCCCUAACUUGGACUUGUGGAUCAGCUUGCCUAGGAGAAUACAGAGCAUGUGCUCAUCUUUGGUUAGAAAGUUUAAGGGGCCGUCGGAAGGUCACCGGAGCUCCUAUUCUCCUGUGAACUUCUGA
This is a messenger RNA of Vicia faba (fava bean), 846 nucleotides long. The record is from the annotation of a GenBank genome assembly. NCBI's taxonomy places the organism in Eukaryota, Viridiplantae, Streptophyta, Magnoliopsida, Fabales, Fabaceae.